Molecule: messenger RNA, 3404 nt
Organism: Sabethes cyaneus
Lineage: Eukaryota; Metazoa; Arthropoda; Insecta; Diptera; Culicidae
Gene: Nsun5
Product: 28S rRNA (cytosine-C(5))-methyltransferase
Exons: 4
Coding region: 119-1999 (626 amino acids)
Biological process (GO): rRNA base methylation
Cellular component (GO): nucleolus
Molecular function (GO): methyltransferase activity
Source: RefSeq, a predicted model, not a curated record
GACUGCAUUUUUCGCUUUUGCAUCGUAAUUAAAAUAACCAACCUUAGCUUGUUAAUCACGCUAUAAUUGUUAUUAAAAUGAUUCAGUAAUCAUCGAUACAAAUCCAACAUUAAGUACCAUGGUGAAAAAUACGAAUGACAACAGUGACAUCGGUGAACCCCACCAACAGCGUCCCCAUAAAAUUCCAGUUCCCACCAACUAUCGCAGCGCAGCCAAAAUCCUCCGCUUGGUAGUUGAGGAACGGCGCAAUGUUAAAACAUUGGUCCUGCAAGACAAACAUUUCCGAAAGGGAAAAGGUCUUGCAAUUAUGGACUUGAUUCUGGUCAACUUGAAACAGAUUGACGAUCUGAUUAUUAAAACGGAACUAACGCAAAAGGAACCAAAGCUCAAUCCUUGGUUAGCGCGCGUUCUUAUCGCAGAAUUGUUAUUUGGUCGAGGCGAACUGAAGGGGGAAUCGCUGCCGGUGCAAUGUAUUCGCCGCUAUCAUGAAUCUUUAAAGGAUGCUCUCAGUAAAUCUGACGUUACUCCGGCGAAGCAACUCGAUUUUAAAGAACCUCGUUACGUACGCAUUAACGUACGCACUAGCGUAUUGGCGCAACCUGGAGCUAUUCGUUUACUGCAAGAAGAAGGAUGGAUACUGGUAGAAGAGGAAUUCGAAAAGUAUGUCGAUUUUCUGGAACGAGUCAAGAACUUAGGCGAUUCGGAGUUCAUCGUCGACUUUCACUUUAAGGAGCUGCUGGUCUUUCCACAUAGUGCUAGGAAUUAUUGGGGUCGUGCGACCGAGAUGAAACAGAAAUUUGUCUUGCAAAACAAAGCUUGUCUCUUGCCAACUUAUCUGCUAAGUCCACCCAAGAAGAGUGUCGUUCUAGACAUGUGUGCAGCUCCAGGUUUAAAAACAACUCAUUUAGCGAACCUAAUGAAGGGUAAAGGGCGUAUCUACGCAGUAGAACGGAAUACGGAAAGAUACAAGUUGUUGUGUGAGUAUUCGGCCGACUUUGGCGUUAUAAAAACCAUCAAUGAGGACUGCUUGUUGGUUGGAGAUGAACAAGCUCCGGGCGUGGAAUAUAUUUUGAUUGAUCCCAGCUGUUCGGGAUCGGGCAUGGUGGAUCGGUUAAAAUUGAAUGAGGAAAUCGACAAGCAACGGCUUUAUAAACUGGGUGGACUACAGUAUAAGUUAUUAUGCCAUGCAAUGAACGCUUUCCCGGCGGCCAAACGUAUUGUCUAUUCGACUUGUUCAAUAUAUCCUGAAGAAAAUGAAGAAAUUGUUAUGGGUGCUCUGAAGCACAACGGUCACUUCCGGCUGGCCGAUGCAAAAGCAUUGUUCGAUAAAGAAUGGUUGAACUUCGGUUCUACGGAUUACUCCGGCAUUGGAGAGCGGUGCCUCUACGCGCGACCAGAAACGGAUUUAACUAUCGGAAUGUUUGUGGCGGUGUUCGAACGUUGCGAAGAGAAUGAAUACAACGAAAUUUAUUUAGCUCAUGAAAAGCAAAAGGAAAGCUACGAAAAGCUUUCCAAAAUGGGAAAUGCUGAUUUUGGUCGCGGUAAAACUAGAAAGAGGAAGCAUAGUCAACAGAAUCAAGAAACGGAAACAGAAAUUCAAUCGGAAUGCGUAGACGAAAUGCCUAGUACCAUCGAAAAGCGUCCAGUAGAUGAUAGCACUUCAAACCCAGUUAAGAAGAAAAAGAAAAAAUCUAAAAAUAACGAUAAUGAACAGGAAGAAAAUAUAGUUACUGAUCACCACAGCAAGAUACGGAAAGUAAAAGUGAUUCCAGAAGAAACUGUUAUUGAUCAAGAAUCAGUAACUUCUGCUGUUUCUACUACAGAAAACACAGCAGAUCAAAAUGAACAUAAGAAGAAAAAGAAGAGAAAAAGGUUAGAAUACGAAACCAACGCGACACCAGAAGUGACGGAUGCUAAAUCGUUGGAAGCUAAUGAAACUGACCUCAACAACCACGUGAAGAAAAAGAAGAAAAAAGACAAGAAUGUUAAUCUUGACUGAAACGAAUCUGUUGUAAAGGUUAUGCAAUAAAACUAGUGAUGAUCCUUUGUAAUUUGUUGCAUUAACUAAUCUGGCGAGAUAUUUUAACCAAAUCUGAUUUAGCUUCAAGUUUUACCCAAAACAAUGAAAUCCAGUUCCCGUUAUAGCUUGGUUUAAUACGCGGAUCUUCCAGCUUGGUAAAAAGGAACGAACUAGGAACCUGUAAGUCUUGAUUAAAUUACCCUCCCCUUACCUGAUUUGCCGUUUUUUCUCCUUUAUGUCUUGUCUCACCCUGCAGAUACUGCAAACCCUAUGUUUCAUUACUUUCUUCUACCUUUUUCCGUCGUCUGUUGGAAAAAUUAUCGUUAUUAAAAACAACUGAAAUGUUUGACUUCAUUAAUAAGUCACCACAAAAACACGAGGGUGAUCUAUUCCAAUUAAACUCGGUUUGAUACUCUGGUCUAGGCACUUUAUUCCACAGGCUCACAGAGGCUGAGUGUACUCAUGGUUAAUAAAGUGACAUUCCAGAAAAAAAUCAUUUGUUAACCCCUCUGUCCCACGGUAGCACAGGUGAUUCAUGACUUCUGAUACUAAAAACAGCCGAUAAAAUUUUUAAGGUAUUGAAAUAUGGAUAUUUUGUUUUCUGGACGUAGUACAAAUAUUGUUUUACCAGCUGUACAUUUAUGCUUGGCGAGUUGCUUAUUAAUAGCUUUUUCAGAUGACCGAAAGCUAAACCACCCAACCACCUAUGGGGCAGAGGGGGUAAAAUUUUUCGACAGUUCAACUGAAGUUUUAUUGCACGUAGCACUUGGACUAAGUUACGAAUUCGUCUUAUUAUCGCAUUCCUGCAGAGGUGCUUUUUAAGUGUUAUCAUUGCCACGGAGCCCUCUAAAACUAUGACUGUGGAGCUAUGAAUGUAAUUUUAUUUCUGUUCAUUAACUACUAUCCCUAUCACCUAGUAGAGCCACCUAGCACGUUGAACCCCUCUAGUCCUGGUGCCGGUGGAAUUCUUAAAGAGAACAGAUUUCACUGCACAGUCGUCCGGCCUGGUUGCGACGUGGCCGGUCCACCGUAACCUCUCGAUUUUCGCCAGGUGAUACAAUGGGAAUCUCUCCAAGCAGUGCCUACAAGUUGUGGUUCAGACACCUACGCUACUAUCCGCUUUUCGUUUGUAUUCUGCCAAAAAUAGUGCGCAACGCCACGGACUACCCGUCCGAUAAGCGUAUUGCAUCGUUAGCUUGGUAUGGCGGCGUGUGCUCCUUUCUCCCUGAUCGAGCCGGCUUGCGGAAGGAACAAUAAGCUCGACUUCCAACUUGAUUGCAUCGUUGAUUCACCUUACUCGUAUCAUUGUCGGUGGUGACCCAGAGAUCGAACAGAGAGACACAUUAUCGAGCCUGACGGUCGGUACGUCGUGCGUUUACCGAUU